Anopheles coustani is the source of this 606-nucleotide messenger RNA. RefSeq names its product peritrophin-1-like. The record is from RefSeq and is a predicted model, not a curated record. Lineage: Eukaryota; Metazoa; Arthropoda; Insecta; Diptera; Culicidae. The transcript has a single exon. The coding region runs from base 1 to 606 and encodes 201 amino acids. Gene Ontology annotation, molecular function: chitin binding. Gene Ontology annotation, cellular component: extracellular region.
AUGCAUUCCAACACCAUUGCUUGUCUUAUUGGGCUGUCGGUAUUAAUCUGCGGAACGUUCAUUGGAGCUGCAUCGGCCAACCAACCGUGCCAGGGCGUCCGGAAUGGCUAUUUCGUACGCGAUAAGAGCAAUUGCGCAGGGUACUACUACUGCAACGAGGGUGCGAGCAUCCUCAACCUUUGCCCGGGUGACUUCUACUUCAACGAGCUGACGCAGAUGUGCGACUAUCCGGAGCGGGUGAACUGCCACAUCUGCCAGCAGCAGACCGGCGUGCAGGUGUCGGCACAUCCGCAGAACUGCAAUCAGUUUAUCGUUUGCUCCGAGGGAUACUCGUCCAUUGGCCAGUGCAUCGAGGGUUACGCGUUCGACGGCCGGCAGAGAGUCUGCAAUCCGAGCUCGCGGGUCAACUGCAGCUCAUCCCGCUGCCCGGAGCAAGACAACCCCAACCAGAUCGUGUAUCUGCCCGGCGUGGAGAGCUGCGAGGAGUACUUCAUCUGUCAAUCGGGUAUGGCGGUGCAGAAGUUGUGCGCACCCGGACUAUUCUGGGACGCGAUCAAGGAGCGAUGCGAUUUUUCGCAGAACGUUUCGUGUAACCUUAAAAACUAG